This is a messenger RNA of Salvia splendens (bonfire salvia), 1632 nucleotides long. RefSeq names its product protein EFFECTOR OF TRANSCRIPTION 2. Lineage: Eukaryota; Viridiplantae; Streptophyta; Magnoliopsida; Lamiales; Lamiaceae. The transcript has 3 exons. Gene Ontology annotation, molecular function: DNA binding. Bases 90 to 1244 code for a protein of 384 amino acids. Gene Ontology annotation, biological process: regulation of DNA-templated transcription. The record is from RefSeq and is a predicted model, not a curated record.
UCUGCAGAUUCCAUGUUAUUGAUUUGAAUUAGGAUGAAUAGAGAAUCCCAUGGUGAUACCAUUCUCAACGGUCAGCUCAGCUCAGCUCAAUGGGAGUUCGAUCGCGCAGCUCCGCUUCCGACACCACCACACGGCUGAAGAGAGAAGAUUUCCGCCGCACCAAACACGACUCUGCUUUCUCCCAUUGGAAGAUUCUAAUAGGAGCUUUCGAUUGGGAAGACCAUUCGAUGGGAAAAGAAGGAGUAGAAAGGUACAGGACGCAAAACCUCCCUAACUGGACUUCAUGUCCAGGAGUUUAUGAGCUCGGGGUUGCACAAUCUGGAAAAGAAACCAGAAAACUGGACUCAGCUUCUGUCAUUCCCGUAUAUCUUGGACAGGCCGAUAAUCUUAGGAUCAGACUGCAGCAGUAUGGCCGUAAUGGUGCCCAUUUGGAAAAUGGUUGUUCAACUAGCAAGACUGUUGAUUGCCAAAGUGUUUUUGCUCAUAAGGGACUCGGAUUGUUUACAGAUAUAUUCUCAAGAGGGCUGCCAAUCGUAUAUAGAUGUGCUCCUAUGAAAAGUAAGAAGGAAGCCGAGAUAACUGAGAAACAGCUGCUUGACAGAUUUGAUUAUGCAUGGAACAAAGGCAGCAAUGUUUCACGCCGCCAAGAUGAUAUCUACAAAAAACUUGAACUCCUUGAAAGCGCAUCCAAGUUUUCUCUUCUUGCUAAAAAGUCUCUGUUCUCCAAGCAGAGGGAAGUGGGCAUUAAAAUCGGAAACGGCUCUAACACGGGUAAUAGUUCAAUAUUCUCGAGAAUACUUGGAGUUAGGAGGUUGCAGGCAAGACCGGUACAAUCUGAUUGUGGCGAGUUUGGUGAUAAUAUUUGUGGAGUUGCCACUGGUCACGGAUCUGUUUGCACUUCAUCACCAGUUGCAGGAAGAAAACGAUGUGCUGUGCACAAAGGGCCGAGAAUCAGCGGAUAUAGUUUAAAGUUGGAUACAAAAGUAAGAGUUCCUCCUAAUGCAGCCAGCCUGAAAUCUAGUGUAGAAACUGAUCAAGAGUGUAACGAUUUUCAAGAUCAGACACGGAGAUAUAUCACAGAGAACCGUCAUCCUUGUGAGAAAGCCACUAGCAAAAAGGUUAACCUCACUUGUGGAUUUAUUUUGGAAGAUGGUUCUCCUUGUAAAAGAUGCCCUGUUCAAGGAAAUAAAAGGUGUUUGGAGCAUAAAGGAAGGAGGAUCCGCAGAUCCAAACUAAGCUCGUAGACGAAGAACUAUGGAAACGUUGCUUAGUUAUCAGCCGACUGAGCUAACCAACGUAAUUCUUCAACUCCUAAGCUCUGAUAGACAGCUGAUUGUUGGCAAGAUUGACUACAUCUAGAUAUGAAGAUGUGAACGAAGAUGUGAAGUUGAAGGAAGGUUACGUGCGAUUGCCCGUGUAUUUACUGAAGAUGAUCAUACAAGCUGUAGCUGCAUAGUUAAUAAUUGAUCAAACACUUAGAUCGGCUUCAUUUUGUGCGAAAUUGCGCGUUGACGAGGGCGGAGGAUGAAGGUGUUGUCUUGUAUGAUGAGCAAAUUCCAGAAUGUUGUAUAUAAUUGGAACAAAUUUGUUGUAAACUUGUAACAAUAAUAAAAAGAGCAAGUCAUGUAUGAA